ACAAAUCAUCAUUUCCUGCGGAGCGAUGAAGACAAUACUGUUAUUUAAACUACUGCUAUUACUUGCUCAGCUUGUUAAAAUGGACCGUUUGGCUGCUGCAAACACACAGUUCUCUCUUAACCUGUUCAAGAAGAUCAGUGAAGGAAAUACAUCAAAAAAUGUGUUCUACUCUCCGAUCAGCAUCUCCUCGGCUCUGGCCAUGGUGUCGCUUGGAGCAAAAGGAAACACAGCAACGCAGAUGUUUAAGGUUUUGGGCUUUACCAGUCCUUCCAAACCCUAUGCCGAGAUUCCAGCUCCUCAUUAUUCAGUGGACCAAAUUCAUUCCAGCUUUAACAAGCUCAUGAGUGAACUCAACAAACCUGGAGUCCCGUAUCUGUUGAGUCUUGCCAACCGCCUCUACGGAGACCAAUCCUACCAGUUUGUUGAGAAAUUCCUUAGUGAUGCAAAAAGAUACUAUGAAGCCAAACUGCAAAAGGUGGACUUCAAAACGAAAACAGAGGCUGCACGUGUUGACAUCAACAAAUGGGUGGAAGAAAAAACACAAGGAAAGAUCAAGGACUUGCUCUCACAGGGAUCCCUCGACGGGAUGACGAGACUGGUCUUGGUGAACGCCAUAUACUUCAAGGCGAAUUGGGAGAAGAAAUUCCCAAAAGAAGCCACCACAGAUGGACAGUUUAAGAUAAGCAAAACUCAAACUAAACCAGUGAAGAUGAUGAAUCAGAAGGCGCAGUUUCCUCUGGCCUUAAUCCCAGAGAUGAACAGUCAGGUUCUGGAGCUGCCGUAUGUCGGGAAGAAUCUCAGUAUGUUGAUCAUCCUUCCUAAUGAGAUUCAAGAUGAAACCACUGGCCUUCAGAAUCUUGAAAAGGCACUGACCUACGGGAAGCUCAUGGAGUGGACCAAACCCAGUAAGAUGCGUAAACAAGAAGUUCAAGUGUCUCUGCCCAGGUUCAAGAUGGAGCAAACCUAUGACAUGAAGAAUCUUCUGAUCAGCAUGGGAAUGGAGGAUGUUUUCGAUGGGCGGAAGGUGAAUCUUUCAGGCAUGUCACCCAACAAUGACCUGGUGCUGUCGAAGGUGAUUCAUAAAGCCUUUGUUGAAGUAAAUGAGGAAGGAACCGAAGCAGCUGCAGCCACCGGCGCCAUCGUCGCCACACGUUCAUUUGCACCAGUGUUUAUUGCAGACCAUCCGUUCCUUUUCUUCAUCCGUCAUAAUCCCUCCAACAGCAUUCUGUUUUAUGGACGCUUCUGUUCUCCUUGAAGAUGCAUGAUAAAGUUAUAAAUCUAGUCGCACAUGUAUUCUAAAUACAUUGUAUUUAGAAUAAUGCAUUAGCUAAAACUGGUGUUCAAAUGUGGGAAAAG
Labeo rohita (rohu) is the source of this 1356-nucleotide messenger RNA. RefSeq names its product leukocyte elastase inhibitor-like. The coding region runs from base 26 to 1255 and encodes 409 amino acids. Lineage: Eukaryota; Metazoa; Chordata; Actinopteri; Cypriniformes; Cyprinidae. Gene Ontology annotation, molecular function: serine-type endopeptidase inhibitor activity. The transcript has 7 exons. The record is from RefSeq and is a predicted model, not a curated record. Gene Ontology annotation, biological process: negative regulation of endopeptidase activity.